Aedes aegypti (yellow fever mosquito) is the source of this 7814-nucleotide messenger RNA. RefSeq names its product putative mediator of RNA polymerase II transcription subunit 26 (gene kmr). The coding region runs from base 882 to 7520 and encodes 2212 amino acids. The record is from RefSeq and is a predicted model, not a curated record. NCBI's taxonomy places the organism in Eukaryota, Metazoa, Arthropoda, Insecta, Diptera, Culicidae. The transcript has 6 exons.
AGUCAGACAGUGUAGUUGAACACAGUGUGGUGACAAUGGCCGAAGAACGAAGGGUCACAUCCAAGUGGACAAUUAUAACAAACAAUUGAGCCGAAAGCGGCGGAAAGCGUGGAAAAUUCCCUUCGAAGGGAACAGUGAAACCGGUGGUGUGGAAAUUCGUUCGAUUGGGCCGAAGAAUCGGUGGAAAUUAUCGAUUUUCAAAAUUUGUCAUAGUCACAGUUAGAGAGAAGAUUAACGCCAUUUCACCCGUCGAUUACCAACACAGGUUCAAAACCGGAUUCGACGACUUGUUUGAGAGCAGUGUAGUGUAGUGUACGACGACAACGACGACAAGAUUCGGAUCCUUAUUAGAUUUGAAUAUUCAAAAUCUGGUUGGAAAAUGGCCUCGAUCCGGGGGGAAACUUGUGCAAAAAGGUGUCCCAGGCGGAAGUGAAGUGAUUGUGAGUUGCGUAUUGUUGCAAAUCCUGCUGGUUCCUGAAUUGAUUUGUCAUACGUGACACCCAGCCACCAACAGGAAGAGAAAGUUGGCCUCUCGUCUCUGCAGUGAUUCAAUGGCGCGGAAUGCCAAUAAGAAUCCCCCGAGAGCAAUUCAAAAGUUAAAAGUGCCAAAAUCGUGCAUCGUGUGAAUCAUACCGAGGAAACUCCGAAAUGCAAAAGUGAUCGGAAACUGCAAAACGCAAUGAAGACGAAGAAGAAAUCAAUCGAAAAAUUAUCGCGUCGAAGAGAUAUUAAAUAGGCCAGUGACUUUGCUUAAGCACACCAAUGUUGCGUUAAAGCACACGUACGCUACGCGUCGUCACAUCGAUACCAGUUUUGAAAGGAAUGUUUCAUGCUUACGCGCGGAGAGGGAAAAAAGGAUCGAUCCACCCACGUUCACUACCAUGGAGAGCAAAAAGCUGCAACAGCUCCAGCAGGCAAACUCACACCUUGCACCGAUUCCACAAACGAAACCUCCCACGUUUCAACAACAGAACAACGAAUAUCGACCUACCAGGUCACCAGUAUUCCAAAAUCAUCCGCAGUAUCAGAGCUUUGCAUCGAACUUUGCUCAGAUCAACUAUCCACACCAAAUACGACCCCAGCAACAACACCAACAACAACAGCAGCAGCAACAGAAACAGCAACUUCAACAGCAGCAGCAACAACACCUCAGCGCACACAGCAGUCCCAAAUCGAACAGUAACAGUCUCUACCUGAGCGAAUACUCCAGCUCCAGUCAUGCCGGGCAACAGCAGCACCAUCACACGAUCGGAAGUCAUUACCAUUUCGAUCAAAUCUAUCAAACGAGUUCCCCUUCGAGUGGCAGUGGCGAACGGGAACGUCUCUACCAAACGGCCCCAAGGUCAACGCAGCACAAUCACGCGACGAACCAGCAGCAACCACUCACCAAGCUCGAACUGCAGUUCCAGCAACUGCAGCGUGAGAAAAUACAAGCGCAAAUCAAAACCGCAACGGAAGCGCUUGCCCAUCAACAGCAAACCUUCGCCCUGCGUCAACAGCUGAACCCCCCGGUCCCCAACUACCACCUCAAGCAGAAUCUCCUCCAGAAUCUCUCCCAGCAACAUCAACAGCAGAUCCAACAGCAGCAGCAACAUCAACAGAACCGCAAUGCCCCACCCUCCAGUCUGAACCUGACGAGUCACUUUCAACCGGCCCAAGGUCCGAUGAAGCUCGCCAACCCAAACAUCCACGACUACGGCGCAACUGCCGCCACAAACCAACACGCCAUGAACGAAGCUUUCUACCAGUCCUCUCAGCAAAAGCACAUGCACCCCAAAACCCCCAACAACCUUCAAUCGCCGGCACCGAACCAGAUCAUCAUCCAGCAGAACAUCCCCGGCCAGGUGGUGAACCAAGCUUGCCAGACGCAAAUCAGCGGCAUGAAACCCCAAUCGCAGACCCAGAAAUCCCCCAACUCGGAUUCUCUAUCAUCGCCCUCGCAUGAUGGUCUAGAACGGCGGAAAAGCGGACCCGUGCACACCUUGAAAUCCCCGGUCACCAAGCGACCUCCCAACGCCCCAGUCAGCAUGUCCGGCUGGCUGUUCAAACAGGGCUCCGACGGCCUCAAAGUCUGGCGAAGGCGUUGGUUUGUCCUGGCUGAAUACGUUCUGUACUACUACAAAAGCCAGGAAGAGGAGAAACUCCUAGGGACCGUACUACUGCCAUCCUACAAAAUAUCAGCGUGCUUCCCGGAGGACAAGGUGUACCGCAAGUUCGCCUUCAAGUGCGAACACACAAACAUGCGCACGUUCGUGUUUGCCGCCGAAACGGCCGAAUCGAUGACCUCCUGGGUCCGGAUGCUAACCCUGGCCACCAUGAUGCUAGGCAGCAGCGAGUCGGAAACUAGUCCUCCAUCGAACAACGCUCGCAGUGGAGAUAACAGCGACUCCGGAAUCCAAACCUACCAAUCGCAGAUCUGCAAAACGGGUAUCAUCCAGGCUCCGGUGACUCCAGUCUCCGACAACGGCGGGGGCUCUCAGCCACUCUACGCCAACGCACCACCCAAACCCAGGCGAGCCACCGACGGCGGCUAUUCCUCCCCUAGUCCCGAACAUCUACCCGAUCGCUACGAUCACGACCCCCAACAGCUACGACCGAACGACCCGAUCUACGGAGUCAAGACUCCGGACGCGAUGAACAAUCCCAACCUCGUACAAUCACAAUCACCUCUCAUCAAGCGAGGCUUCAACGAUCAGUUAGCGUACGACCCGAAUGCGUAUCCCUCCCCGAGCGCACAAUCAAGCCAUAACUACAACGAUGCGCUCUACGGCAACGCAAAGCGCAUCGAACGAGACCUGUACAUCCAGAAGCUGAUCCAACAGCAACAGCAGCAGCAACAACAGCUGCAGCAACUUCAACAGCAACAGCAGCACAAGCAGCAACAGCUGCAAGCACUCCAGCAAACUCCACAACAACAGCAGCGAGCAUUCACCAAUCCCUUCAUGUACCCGAAUGCAACGACGGAUCGACGGACGCCGGACACCUAUGGGCCACCGCGAGCCGCCCUCGAGAAACACAUGUCUGACUACGAGGACAUCUAUAACCUGACGAUGCUGUCAAAGUCGUUGCCACCGAACAUGGGCGACGAGGCAGCGGCGGCGGCGGUCGCUUCCGGCGCUUACCGGCGACCCAUGAGCCCGCUGCGGUACGAACAGCAGAACAGUCAGAACCCGGCGAUGCCCCAGCGGUACACGCCGAACUAUCUGGAGAACUCACCCGCACAGCAACAGCACGUACAAAUGCGAGCCCGUCCGGUGCAGUCGACCAUUCCGCGUCCGCACUCGGCCGACUUCCUGGACUACGAAGCCCGCAAUCCGAUCAAGGCCAAGCAGAAGGACGAACCGACCCGGGCGCCCCGUCCCAAGUCCAGCCUGGACAUCAACCGUACUCCGGACAACUACUACUACUCCGAGGCAAGCUACGCGGAGAAGAUGCGCAUGCAGAGCGCGUCCUACCUGCAGAGGGCCAACCUUGGCGCAAUGGCUGGGAAGAUGCGAGGCGAUGAACCGCAGGGAGUCAUGAAUUCCAGCACUGUGCCACGGGACGGAUACUACGGCAGUCGGAUGGAUUACGGGGACGAGUUGCAGCAUGGUUCGGCCAGCGUCCCUCGAACUCAGCGGAUCACCAUGAACAAUCUCAAGAAGUACCCCUCUCAGCAGGAACAGUUUCUACGGUCGGCCAGCGCGCGUUUACCACGAAAAGAGGAAGAUCCCUCUGCUCGCGACGGUGAGCGCAAGCGGGAAGAGUCGAUGAAACGGUUGCUGGAGUGGAAGCAACGGAUGCUUCAAUCGCCACUGACUCGUAAGAUUUCACAGCAACAGCAACAACAGCACCAGCUGGCCCUCGGAUCUCCGGGUUCUACCGGAGAAGGAAACCCGUUCCUAGCGAAGUCACCGGGACAGAUAGCAAUGGAAGCGGAAAUGUACCUGGAACAGGAGAAGCUCCUUCAACAACAGCAUAUGCAGCAACAGCAACAACAGCAACAGCUUCAACAGCGGAGGGAUAGCAAAACCAACCUCGAGUACAACAGCUAUUCAUCCGACGAUGAAGAUGGAACAGAAAUUACGCCGGCAGGAAGGUCAACCCCCAAUGUUUCCGCUUCCGCGAGUGCAGAGCUUGACAAUAGCGAAACUGUACCCGCUGCUGAGGCAUCCGCUCUAGAACCUAAAGAACAAUCCCAACCACAGUUGGACCAUUUUGACUCCAGUGACACGGUUGACAAUUCUGCUCUAGACCCAGACUCGAACAUUUAUGAAAACAACUCCAUUGCGGGUUCUGCCGCUCGUAAGCCCAUGACCAAACUUUUGUCCAGUAGUAGCAGUUUCAAGGAAAAGCUACUUCCGCUGGAACCCGACUCUAAAUAUGUCCCUGUCUAUGACCACAACGCAAUACUCAAAUCUCCAGUGAAGCAACCGACCAACGUAACUGACGACAAUUCCACGGUAGACAACACAAGCCACACCAAACCGGACGAAGAGAACGAUGAGAAAUCCUUCGAAUACACCGACGAAGAUCUGGACGAAGCUUUACUGGCAGACAACAACGAACCAAUCGACAACAGUGGCGAUUUGGACGAUCCGUGCAACGAGAGUCAGUCUUUCUAUAUGCCGAUGACUCCAAAGAAACCGGUUUUGAACACCUCGGAAUCCUCCGACCUUAAACUCACGGCAAUGGACAUCCUAAACUCGAUUCAGAAGGGUUCGGUAGACGUGCAGGACGAGAACACCUACAUCGAAAUGACCAAUGGUCAAAGCGGAAAAUGCGUGUUCGGAGAUGACCUUCGAUCGACCUAUGAAAUGAUCAUGGUUCAAAACAGUCCUCCAAAGGCCGAUCAGGAACCGCUCUACAUGGAACUGUCCCAGCUGAGCAGCAACAGCUUGGAGAAGAAAGAGAAGCCCGAACUGCCCAGUAGUAAUCGCAAGCCGGCUUGCGAGAGCAAUACGAGUACACUGAAGAAGAAGCAGUCCGACCGAAAUACCUUGAGCAAGAAGCAUAGUAAACGGAACGACCUUCCGGAUAUUCUCAAGUCCAACAACAGCUAUCUCAAAGACGACGAUAGCUCGGACGCAGAUGAUGAAUCCGCUAAGGACCUGAACAACUCCAACAUCAAAGCCGCUCGGUCGCGAUUCAGCUUAUCGGAUACCUUCCGACCGGCUUCGUACUAUCUAGGAGCAAGCACUAGCACUCCUCUAGGCGACUGCAUCGACAGUUCUGAUAGCGAGAUCGUAUCACCUCCUCCGAUCCCAACUACAGCUCUCCCGCUGGACGAACACAACAGCGACGAAAUAUUCCUAUCGGAGAAUUUCGACACCGUCAAACGACGAGACAAGGUUGGUGGUUCGAAGUCAAACUCCCGUUGCUCCCUCCUCAACACCUCGGAUCAUCGUCAAUCUAGCCAAACCAACCUAUCCGGAUCGAUCGACGGCAAGUCGCAAACUGGGAAGACCACCCACUACGAUUCCAACAGAUCCAGCCUACAGAGUAACCUCUAUCUGGGAUCUUGCUACAAUGUGGACGGCAGGUAUGAUAACGGAUCGAAUACAUCGUCCGAUUACGACCUGUACAAACGGCUUCGGACGGAGAUUCCCGGAGAUGACGUCAGCCGUCGAACGUCCACUUCCCUGUCCGAAACGGAGUCCAUUGAACUGCGGCGGAGCAGUUCCAAGAUGGACAUCCACACCCGUAAUAAACGACGACCGAUUUCCGAGGACUCGUUGAACGAGAUCCAGGCGUUGGGGACUUUCACUCUCGAAGAGUCCGUUUCAAACGCGAGCUUCGACCAGUAUCUUGGCAAUUUAGAAAACGUGUACGUGAACUCAGAAAAGACCAGCACCAGCCGAAUGAGCUGGAUCAACGACAGUUUGACGAAUUUGCCCACGAUGGAGGGGUUCAAGAAUGGCCACGACAACAACAUUUACUACGAGAACGUGGAAAUACAGCCACCUCGGCCUAAGUCCAAUACGAAAAACCGCACGGACGAUGAAGUGAAGGCGUUCUACGAUUCCUUGGAGGAUGUGGCCUCACACGAGAAACUAACCCUAUCGCCGCUGAAGGAGAAGAACCUGUCGAUUCACGACGCACGCUGCGAAUCGGAGGACUUGAUGGCUGCCGGACGGAGCAAUUUGAACAUCGAGAUAGUGGACUCGGUGACCAUGUCCUCCAUGGAUCUUGAUCAGCGAAGUUCGUGUACGGUGUUCGACAUGACGCAGACCACCACACCGGUGCACAGCCGGGGGAACAGUAAUCUGUCGGAUUCGGCACCGUACUACUACUCGGAUCUUCAGAGCCGAGAUUCGUCAAUGACGGAUAUUAGCAAACUGUCGGAUUUGGGGAGGAUCAAGUUUCCGCUGAAGUUGAACAAUCAACGGGAUGUGGGCGUGAAGAAGGCAGGAAUAUCGCACAUCCACAAUCCGAUAAGUCACGUCAAGGCGGCUAACAUUCUGACGGCGGCGGAGAAGGAUCAUGAGAUAGAUCAGCGAAAUAUUUACGAGUCGGAUCGUAUGAUAGACAAGAACGUGAAUAAGAUGUUGGAGGUUUCGCUGUCGUCUAACAGCAAGAAUUAUUACAGCAACAAGAUGAUGAACAGUAAGCCUAGUCAGCUGGAGGAGCCACGCAUCAGCGGCGAAGUCAGCUCAUCUACGUCAAUUUUAGCGUCUAUAUUGAAAUCUAGCAAUAGUGCGAGUAGCAAUCAGGUGUUGGCUGCGUUGAGUAAUCAGCAUCCAGCAUCUAAGAGUAGUUUGAACAUUGCCACUGACACUUCGGCCAGUGGAGAUCACCUUUGGGAAGAAGAUAGUUUGUGGAGAGACAAUCUGCGUAGAGCGUCACAUAUGCACGCAAAGUCCAUGGAAAGCCUGGAUCAUUUGGCGGCUGGAUCGUCGAUGCAGUCCAAGUUAUCUACGCUGAAUAGGAAGCACUUGCAACGGCAAGCAGGGAAGGCCAUAACGCGGGACGUGACCUAUGUAAACGACGAACUGCUGACCAAGACUCAGCUAUUGAAGAAACAGCACAAGUCGCAAGGUUCUAGCGAUGACAAUGACGUUUACGUGCAGUUGGCGAACAAUACGAACAACAUGACUGACUCGGCAUCUUCCGAUACGCAUUCCGAUGUGUACGAAGUGCUUCGAGACGAGACAAAGUACGACAUUGAUAGGGAAAACAUUCGACAGUGGGAUCUGAUGUCCAGUGGACUGGUCAACAGUACGAACAAGAGCUUUGAGACUGAAACAAGGGACCUCUACCGAAGUCAGUCGAACAUGGAAAAGACGAACAGUAGGGAAGGGACGUUGAGGAAGAAGCGAAGUUCUCUGGGUAUGGACGGAUCGUUUCAGUCGGCCAAGGGUACAGUCGCUAGCACAUCUAAAGCAAGCUCGCUAGUGGGUCCCUCUGGUAGUAGCAUUGAGACUGCCAGUUCCACAACCGUCGAUAGCAAUGAAUAUACGCCAAGUCCCGGGUCCAGCCAUGUCUUUCCAACGUCGUCGGAUGCACAUGUUCACAAAAAGCACAGUAACACAACACACUAACGAACAAUCAAAUAACGGAACGGAAAGCACAGUUUGUUAAGCGAUAGAUUUCUAGGAAGUAUUACUCUUAAGCAUUCCAUUAAUUCGGUAAGGUCAAACGUAUGUAUUUAUCAUUUCUCUUUGUACAUUAAUAUAUAAAGCAAGGCCAAAUCUACACACUCAAGCAAUUGCGAUUGAAAGCGAAUAUGAUAAAGGACUUUUAGCAUAAAGUGAUAUGUUAUUUGACUUAAGUUGAAAUGAUUUCAUAUACACACAAUGGAAGAUAUGUAAAUAUACAUUUUGACAUACAACAGA